AUGUGAGUGUGCGUACAUAAAAAUAAAUAAAAGCCCCACUAAUUAGUUUUCUCUCCAGAUGAAUGGAUACUAUUCAAAGUUCUAAUAAUAAUGUCUACAUUCUACAACAAGGUGUUCCCUUUCUCUUUGUUGAUCUUAUGUGUUUAUGGGUCAGAUUUAGGAAACCCUAAAUUUAUAUGAUAGGUUUUAUUUUCCUGCCUGACAGACAUUGUUGGAUGCAACCCAUUUUGUUUUAGGUAUUUUUAAGCUACAUAAUAUUUGUGCACACAUUAUUUGGUUACUUUAUUUUGCUUCUCUGUCUCCUCCCCCCCACCUUUUUUUUAAUAUAGUGUCUUCUUGAACUUCAGAUUGAAGCAACUUUUAUGUGGAGUACAGACAUAGAUAGUGUAGUAACUCUAUGUUUUAAAUCCUUUGAAGGAUCCAACUAUGAAGUGCGAAUGGCCGUUUCUAAGCUUUUAGGCUAUGUAUUGAUUAGUGCUGUAACAUCAAAACAAGCCACAGCAUCUGCUAGACAACACGUUCGCAAAAUCUCAUUUAUGGAAGCUUUGGAACUGCUAGGGACAGGUUUUCUUCGUGGAAGUUCUGGAUUUCUACGAACCAGUGGUGAUAUUCUGAAAGGAACCAGCUCAGUCAGCAGGGAUGUCAGAGUUGGAGUUACUCAGGCAUACGUGGUAUUUAUUUCCACAUUAGGAGGAGAAUGGCUUGAAAGGAAUUUUUGUGCUUUACUUUCCCACAUUCUGGAUCUGGUCUCUCAGUCUCACCCUAAGGCUAUUCAGACACAAAUGGACAGUAUUUGUAGCCGCCGUUGUAUUUCAUUUAUUCUCCGAGCUACAGUAGGAGGCCUUCUUGGGGAAAAAGCUCGAAUUGCAGCUGCCAAGGAGAUUUGUCAAACCAUCUGGAAACUGAAGAAAGUUAUGGAUGCUGCAGUGAGUAACUGUAAUGUCGAAACCCAUAUUGGUACAACAGAGGUAAUAAUAAACCAGCAUAUGUUAAUAUGUGCUCUAGAGGAGCUUGGAAACCUCAUACAUGGCUUAGGUUCUACUGCUACACCUGUUCUGCAAGAUUCUAGUACAGGAGUCCUGGAUGCAGUAAUCUCCAUUAUCCUUCAUCCCUGUAUUUCUGUUCAGCUAGCAGCAGCAUGGUGCUUACGAUGUAUUGCUGUAGCAUUACCCUGCUAUCUCUCUCCACUUCUGGAUAGCUGUAUUGAGCGCUUGACAGCAAUGAAAUCCUCCCCAGAAGCAGUGACUGGCUAUAGUUUUGCCAUUGCUGCUUUAUUAGGAGCUGUCAGAGAAUGUCCUUUAGGAAUUCCGCAUGGCAAAGGGAAGGUUGUCAUGAUGGUAGCUGAGGAUCUUUUGCGUUCAGCUUCUCAGAAUAGUCGGAUUUCAAUACAAAGAAUGCAGUCAGGUUGGCUUUUGAUAGCUGCUUUAAUGACAUUAGGUCCUGCCGUGGUCCAGCAUCAUCUUCCUAGAGUGCUGUUAUUAUGGAAAUGUGCAUUUCCGGUAUGUCCUAAAGACUUAGAAACUGAGAAGAAACGUGGUGAUUCGUUUACAUGGCAAGUGACACUGGAAAGCCGAGCAGGUGCUCUCUGUGCUAUCAAAAGCUUUAUUCUCUAUUGUGGAGGACUCCUUACAGACGAAGUGAUUCAAAGAUUGCUUCCUCCUGUCCCAUGUGCUGUUGAUUUACUGACACAGCUUCCUUCACUAAAUAAAAUGUAUGGCAGUGCUUUAAAACUAUCAUCAGUGACAUAUAGGAAAAGACUUUAUGAACUGCUUGCUUUGUUGCCUCCCAAGAGUUAUGAAGGUAUGUAUAGUUCUUCCCAAAAUAUUUCUUGUCUUUUAGUAACAAAAGCAGAAGUAAAGCAUUGUAGCAUAAAAUAUAAUUAA
Messenger RNA from Notechis scutatus (mainland tiger snake), 1883 nucleotides. NCBI's taxonomy places the organism in Eukaryota, Metazoa, Chordata, Lepidosauria, Squamata, Elapidae. The record is from RefSeq and is a predicted model, not a curated record.